This is a messenger RNA of Uloborus diversus, 4821 nucleotides long. Its product is annotated as laminin subunit gamma-1-like. The record is from RefSeq and is a predicted model, not a curated record. The transcript is spliced from 23 exons. The coding region runs from base 21 to 3977 and encodes 1318 amino acids. Lineage: Eukaryota; Metazoa; Arthropoda; Arachnida; Araneae; Uloboridae.
AUUAUUUCAGCAAGAAAAGGAUGAGGACCACACAGUGCUUAUUAAUACUUUUUUUAAUAUUUAUAAACAUUGACGCUCAAAAAGGGAAAAAGAAAUCCAGAACGCGGCAAGACUUUGAAUUUACGCUACACGCUUGCAAUUGCAAUGGGAAAUCAAAUAAAUGCUUCUUUGAUCAAGACUUGUUUGAUAGAACUGGAAGCGGUGGACACUGUCAGGAGUGUGAAGACAACACUGAGGGCGUCAACUGUGAACGAUGUAAAGUUCUUCACUAUAGAAGAAAGGAAGAUAAAGAAUGUGUUGCUUGCAACUGUCAUGCAGUUGGAUCUCUUGCCUCUCAGUGCUCAGAAGAUGGCCAGUGUCCUUGUAAACCUGGAGUUGGAACUAGGACUUGUAGCAAAUGUGCUCCUAAUUUUUAUGACAUGACUGCACAAGGGUGCAGACCUUGUGGCUGCAAUUUAGCUGGUAUUGCUCCAGAUGCCCCUAGCUGUGAUCCUUCCUUAGGCUACUGUCCUUGCAAGGAAAAUGCGGUUGGCCAAAGAUGUGACAGUUGUAAGAAGGGAUUUUUCGACCUGCAAUUAGGAAAUGAAUUUGGCUGUGUUUCUUGUUUCUGUUACGGACACUCCGAUGAAUGUAGAAGUGCUCCAGGCUUUUAUGAAAAGUCAAUUGAAUCAAAGUUUGAUCUCAAUGAUGAAAACUGGUCAGCGAUUGAUCUUAGAGGCCGGCAAGUCCCUGUUAUUUAUGAUGCUGAUCUGCAAAUAAUAGAAGUUCGUGGACAAGGAGGAGAAUUCAUAUAUUUUAUAGCUCCAGAUAACUAUCUAGGGAAUCAAAGGGCAUCUUACAAUCACUACUUGUCUUUUACUCUGAGAAUUGGUCCUGAAAAUGUUCGUAUAAGUGCUCAUGACAUUAUUUUAGAAGGCGCUGGAUUGCGCAUUAGUGCACCAUUAACAGAGCAAGGAAAUCCUGUUCCAUCUCAUAAGAUACAAAACUACAAAUUCCGUUUGCACGAAAAUCCAAGCUUUGGUUGGACUCCCAGAGUUAGCGCUUUUGAUUUCAUGAAAAUUUUAUCUAAUCUGACUGCAAUUAAAAUCAAAGCUACUUUUUCUAGAGAAGGAAUUGGUUACCUUGAUGAUGUUGUAUUGGAAUCUGCUUUACGUGUUCCUGGAAAUGUUCAGGCUACUUGGAUUGAGCAGUGUGCUUGCCCAGAAGGAUAUACUGGUUUAUCCUGUGAAUUCUGUGCCCCUGGUUAUAGACGGGAUCCAUUAGGGGAUAGUCCUUACUCCCGAUGCGUCAAAUGUUUUUGUCAUAAUCAUGCAGAUACAUGUGAUCCUGUGACAGGUAAAUGUGUUUGUAAACAUAACACUGAAGGACACCAUUGUGAGAGAUGUGCACCCUCAUAUUAUGGUGAUGCUCGUGAAGGUACAACAGCAGAUUGCAAACCAUGUUUGUGCCCCGAUAGAGGACCUUGUGUUGUGUUACCAGGAGGACAAGUUGCUUGCCAACAAUGUCCUUUAGGUCACACAGGUCAUCAGUGUGAGCUAUGCAUUGAUGGAUAUUUUGGAGAUCCUUUAGGAAGAUUUGGCCCUCCAAGACCAUGCCGAAAAUGUGAGUGCAGUGGUAACAUUGAUCUAAAUGCGGUUGGAAAUUGUAACACAACUACUGGCCAGUGUCUGAAAUGCAUCUAUAACACUGCUGGGUGGAAUUGUGAAAAAUGCUUGCCUGGUUAUUAUGGAGAUGCUUUGACUGUUCCAAAAGGUGGUUGCAAACGGUGUACAUGUUACUUACCUGGAACUUUAGUGCCAGAAAGAGGGUCUAAUCCAUGUGAAGCAACUGGUGGUCAGUGUCGAUGUAAAGCUAAUGUUAUCGGAAGACGUUGUGAUAAGUGUCGUAAGGGAUAUUGGAACAUUGACAGUGGUGAGGGUUGCAGUGCAUGUGAUUGCAAUAGGAUUGGUUCUGUGAAUCAAACUUGUGAUAUACGUUCUGGUCAAUGCCACUGCAGACCUGGUGUGAUUGGAAGGCAUUGCGAUUCAUGUGCACCAUAUCAUUAUGGAUUUUCUGAAGAAGGCUGUAAAGCAUGUGAAUGUGAUCCAUCUGGUUCUACAUCUCUCCAAUGUGACACUGCUGGACAGUGUCAAUGUAGGCCUAACCGUGAGGGACGUAGGUGUUCUGUGUGUAGAGAUAACAAGUACAGUAGGGGUACAGUUUGUAAAGAUUGUCCUCCUUGUUAUUCACUCCUAGAAGAAGCUAUUGAUCGGUACAAAGAUAAGCUAACUGAAUUGGCACAAUUGAUGGAGGAUUUGAAAAAUCAUCCAGAAGAUGUGGAAGACUUUGAUUUUCAGAGGAAACUAAGAGAAGCCGUUAGAAAAAUUGAUAACUUGCUGGAUGAAGCAAAGCGAGCAGCUAUUGCUGAUUCAAGUUUAAUGGGUCAGCUAACUGAUCUCCGUAAAAGGAUAAAAGAAAUAGGACAAACUGCUGGCAAGGUUAGAGAGCGACUAGAUGACGGUGAAGAGUAUCGUAGACAUGGUUUACAAAAUAUAAGUCUUGCUGAAAAUGUCAUUCGUCAAGCUCAAGAUGCUGCAUCAGCUGCUAGAAAGUAUUUAGAUAUUCAAGGUAGAGAUGCAUAUAAUUCUGCUUUAGAUAGACGUGACAGACUUGGCCAGCAGUCUGAAAGACUAUCAUCUAUCUCACGAGAAGCAAGACAAUUAGCAGAUCAACAGGAAGAAGAUGCGGAAGUUAGUGAUAAUGUUUCAAAUCUUGCUCUGAAUGCAUCUACUGAGGCUUACAGACUAGCAAGAGAGACACUUAAUGCUCAUGAAAGGAUGAGCAAUGAAGUAGAUGAACUUGGACGGAAGCUAGAUGAUUUGGUUGAUUUUGUCCAACGCACAAAAUCAUUAGCAGAAGAUGCUAAAGAGGAAGCAAAUACAGCCUAUGAUGAUGCUUUGGGGAUAUAUACAGAUGCAAAUUCUUUGGUAGUACCUGCUGCUGAUGUUGAAGCCAUGAAAAAUGAAGCUGCUAGAAUAAAGCAUGAGGCCAGAAGAAUCAAAAAUCAAGCUGAUGACCUAGCUAAUGAGCAUAAAGAUACUUUAUCUAAAUUAGAUGAUCAAACUAAAGAUGGGCAAGGCUUGCUAAAUGAGGCUAUUAGACAACAGCAAAUAACAGAUGAGCUGCUUACCGAUACUGAUGCAGCAUUAGCAAAAGCUCUAGAUGCUAUUGCAUCUGGAGAAAAGAUUCUAGAUGAUGCAAAGGAAACUCUCGAUACAUUAAAAGGAUUUGAUCAACAAGUAAAAGAAAAUCAAGAGAGAGCAAAGGAAACUUUAAGAAAGAUUCCUCAGGUUAAAAGGAAAGUUGGCGAGGCUGAAAAUAAAACAUUUGAUGCUGAAGAUGCUUUGCGUGGAGCUACACAAGAUGCUGCGGAUGCUAGAGAUAUUGCUCGAGAAGCUAAAAGACUAGCAGAACAAGCUUCAAAGGAUGCAGAUGGUAUUCUCAGAGAGGCUGGACAAACCAAAAAUGAUGCUAAUAAGCUUAGAGGUCAAGCUGGGCAGUUACGAGGUCAAAUUGCUAGCACCGACGAAAGAAUGAGAGGUUUUGAAGAUGAAGCAGAUACUGAUGGUGUAUUAUCAAAAGAGGCUUUAGGGAGUGCAAAUGAAGCUAAAACUGCUGCUAUUGAUGCUCUUGAUAAAGGAAGAGCUGCUGCUGUGAAAUUAAACGAUAUUUUAGAUGCCUUGGUUGACAUAGACAGUGUGGACAGCUCCCAAUUAGACGACUUAGAACGCCUACUCGCGCUCGCUGAACGUGAGCUGAUCAACGCUGAUCUGGGUGCAAGAGCAGAUGCUCUGAGAGAAGCUCAAGAAGAGCAGAAAAAGUGGAUGAAAGACUAUGAAGAUGAAAUUGAGCAGUUGAAGAAAGAUGUUGCUAAUGUUGCUGCGAUUAGACAUUCAUUGCCAGAUGACUGCUACCGAAGAUUAGUUCUGGAGCCUUAGUUAUGAUAUUUAUCUGAUAGUUAAUUUCAUUGAAAUUGCAUAUUGUGCAAAAUAAUAGGUCAGAGACGGAUAAUUAAUGAUCUUUUCUUUAAAAGCUUCCAUCAAUAUGAAAUUAAUCCAUAUAUUUUGUCCUGACUAACUGUUGUUUAUCUGCUUGAUUAAAUGUAAACUGUGUAGUGUAUAUUUUAAUCAACUACCAACUGUCUAUUUACUGGGAAUGUUCAAUGAAGUGAAAUUUCUUUUUAAAUCUUUCAGAAAGUAAUUUAAUACUUUGAGCAUUCGCCAUUAGCAAAACAUUGAAGAGUGGAAAACAUUGAAGUGCAACCACUGUAUUUUUAAAUUAAACGUCAUAAAUAUAAAAAAAAGAAUAAUAUUAUCUUUUUCAUUGUAAAAAAGCUCCAAUUUAGAAAUAUCCUGUACGUAUUUAUUCCCAUCGUUUCCCCCUCCCCCUAUGUUUUUUUUGGGGGGGGAGGAACAAUAAAUGCAACUCUUUUAAAGGUGUCACUUUCAAGAACUGGCAUUGAAGUGAUAGUUUAGUAUUUUAUGAUAUUUUUCUUUUAAAACUAAUGCAAAAAAUUUUUAAAAAAUCAAGAUUUUUUUUUUUUUUUUAUUUAACUACAGUGACAGUAUAGUUAAUAACAAACUUCUGCAAAUACUCUACUCAAUUCAAAUGAUGUUCUUAAUUAUUUUUAUGGCUGUCUUGUAAUUCUUUUAUAAUGGUAAAAAACAGUAUGGAAGUAAAAUGAAGCCUACUUUUUGAAUGCUGAGAUAGUUGUGCAACUAUCAAUUAAUAUGACAACUAACAAAUCAAUAUGAAAAAGUGAGAUCAAUUUUCAUAUUGAUU